This is a messenger RNA of Rhododendron vialii, 2316 nucleotides long. Its product is annotated as cell division cycle protein 48 homolog. Gene Ontology annotation, biological process: proteasome-mediated ubiquitin-dependent protein catabolic process. The transcript is spliced from 15 exons. The record is from RefSeq and is a predicted model, not a curated record. NCBI's taxonomy places the organism in Eukaryota, Viridiplantae, Streptophyta, Magnoliopsida, Ericales, Ericaceae. Gene Ontology annotation, molecular function: ATP hydrolysis activity; proteasome-activating activity; ATP binding. Gene Ontology annotation, cellular component: proteasome regulatory particle, base subcomplex. Bases 185 to 1942 code for a protein of 585 amino acids.
CCAUACUACUAUCUUCUCCAGACCGACUCAACACAACACGGAUUCAAUUCUCCAACUAGCACUCAUGCUUUCUGUAUUUUCCUCCUCAUUGCCUCUUGCGCGCCAAGCAAACUACAGCCAAUAGCAAUAGUUACAGUCAACUUUUAGAGAGAGAGAGAGAGAGAGAGAGAGAGAGAGAGAGGGCAUGGCAGCAAUGAGGAGACUCGGUGGAACAAUUAGGACGUGCCGUGCGAUGGCCGCUUCCAAAACCCUAACCCCUUCGUAUGCUCCUUCUCUCCAGUUUCAGCGCCGGCUGCAUGAUCGAUCCUUUGAGCAGAAUGCUUAUGCACUUGAAGGUCAACGUCUGACAGUAGAUUCUGGAAUUCCGGUACUAUUUUCAGUUCCAGCUAUCUUGGCUGGAUUGUUUGGGGUUGGACUAUUAGAAGUAGCUCAUGCAGAUGCUGAUGAGGCCCAUCCUAAAACUCUGUUGCCAUCUGAAUCUCCUUCUAGUCAUGUGGACUUGGAGGAAGCUGCAAGGAAAGAACGACAGCGUUUAGAAGGCUUACUCAAAACCAAAGGAAUGCAAUAUGGUUCUUAUCCUCGGUUUACCGUUGCUGUUAAGGGCCAAAAGAUCACAAUCAAAUUCCAAAUUCCUCCGAACUGUGAAAUUCCGCUCCUGAUUGCAAACCUUGUUUCAAGUCUUGGACUCAAGGUCGAAGACCAUGGUGCUGGAUCAGAUAUGGUAUUGAGGGCUUGGGAUAGUGCAGUUGCUUGGCAACUAACACUUAGUCGUCCAGAAAAUCCAAAGGAAUCUGGUGGGAGUCCGGGGCAGCCAGAUGAGGGAGAUUUAUGUGUUCUCUUGUUUCGUUCACUCAUCAGCUCUGAUAAGCCAGAAAUUGAGUUCAUAAAGAGGGGUAGCUUUAGCUCCAAUGAGCUUGAUGCUUUGGCAUCUGCGUUGCAAUUAGCAGGACAAAAUAGAACUGUUGAAAGAAAAUCUCGGGGUGAUAAUACGCUGAAGCCUUCUGUAGAAAAGUCGGUUGCUAGUCUAGAGGCCAUGGGAGUGAGAAUUUAUGGACUUAGUGAGCCGAAUCUUGGUGAUUCGAAGGCUGAGAUAUCAUGGGACAAUAUUGCUGGUUAUAAUCAGCAGAAACGGGACAUUGAAGACACAAUAUUGUUGGCUCUUCAAAGUCCUGGUGUGUAUGAUGACAUUGCUCGUGGGACACGUUCUAAGUUCGAGUCAAACAGACCCCGAGCAGUGCUUUUUGAAGGCCCACCAGGUACUGGGAAGACAUCAUGUGCUCGUGUAAUAGCUAAUCAAGCGGGUGUUCCAUUGCUUUAUGUGCCAUUGGAGGUUGUAAUGUCUAAGUAUUAUGGUGAAAGUGAACGAUUGUUGGGAAAAGUUUUUUCCCUUGCAAAUGAGAUCCCUAAUGGUGCCAUUAUUUUCCUAGAUGAGGUUGAUUCUUUUGCUGUUACUCGUGAUAACGAGAUGCAUGAAGCUACACGUAGAAUUUUAUCAGUGUUAUUGCGGCAGAUAGAUGGAUUUGAGCAGGAGAAAAAAGUGGUGGUAAUUGCUGCAACCAAUAGAAAGCAAGAUCUUGAUCCUGCUUUGAUUAGUCGAUUUGAUUCUAUGAUCUUCUUUGGCCUACCUGAUCAGCAGACCCGUCAGGAAAUAGUAGCUCAGUAUGCGAAGCACUUGACAAAAUCUGAAUUAGCUGAAUUUGCUAAAGUUACUGAAGAAAUGUCUGGAAGGGAUAUCAGGGAUGUUUGUCAGCAAGCAGAGCGAAGAUGGGCUUCUAAGAUCAUUCGAGGCCAAGCAGAUAAAGAUGGAGAAAAUGGGUCACUUCCACCUCUCCAGGAAUACACCGAGAGUGCUAUGGACAGGCGGAGAGCUCUACUUAGUGGGCUUUCAGACCAAAGUGACCGGAAACCUGUGGUGAAGAAACCCCAGCUGGACUUGGCAUAAGUUUUUAUUGGCAGAUUUAUAUGUUAAUAGGUACUUUUGGAAGGUCUGAAAGAGGAGAGAUGCUUGUGGUUGGGGGGGAGAUUAUGCUCAACAGAUUAACGUUUCAUUGACUUCAGUUGGGUCUCUUCGAAUCAGUAGUAUAGUAAUGUAAAUAAUGCAAUUGUAGAUGUGAUAGAUGAUAUUGGAUGAAGAUUUAGGUGCUGCAGAUCCAGGAGGUGCCUUGGCAUCACAACUUGGCUGGAUACAAUGGGAAGAUUUGGUGCUGCUAGAUAUGCUCUUGCCUACAAGGCUAAUCUGGCAUUUUUGCUUUACAGGCAUAAUGGUCCUUGAUUGACUCCAGUGGUGAAAAUGGAUUCAUCUCAUUACGAACAAAA